This is a messenger RNA of Staurois parvus, 2009 nucleotides long. Lineage: Eukaryota; Metazoa; Chordata; Amphibia; Anura; Ranidae. The record is from the annotation of a GenBank genome assembly.
AUGCUUGCUCUGCGGCCCCUCCUCUAUAGCCUGUCCCGGAAGGUCCGGGGGGGAUCAGGGCAUCGCUGUGUCAGUACCGGCUGGGCUCCUGUCGGUGCUGCUUUCAAUGUGAAACAACAGUGGAGGCUAGAUGUGUUCGGGAAGACGACGGGCCUGUUUGGAGUUCCCGAAUUAAGUUCUCCAGAAGGAUUCCAGAUAGUUCAAGAUAAUGCCCUGAGAAAGUCGGAGUCUCUUGUGGAGAAAGUGUGCGCUGCUCCUCCAAGUGCUGAGACUGUGAAGCUGUUUGACCAGCUAAGUGAUGAGCUGUGUAAAGUUGCUGAUCUGGCUGACUUUGUCAAGGUCGCUCACCCUGACUCCUCUUUCAAAGAUGCAGCUGAGGAAGCCUGCAGGAACAUAAGUACCAUGGUGGAAAAGUUGAAACACCAAUGUGGAGUUAUAUCAAAGUUUAAGAGAACUUCUAGAAAACAAAGCUGUUAUGGAUUCCUUGGAUCCUGAGACCAGGCGAGUGGCUGAAUUGUUCCUAUUUGAUUUCGAGAUCAGUGGAAUCCAUUUAGAUCGAGAGAAGCGUCAGAAGGCUGUCAACCUAAAUGUUGUCAUUGCAGACCUAAGCAGUGACUUCCUAUUCGGAUCCACCUUGCCUAAUAGAAUUGAGAUAAAUGCUAUACCUGAUCACAUUCGCUCUCACUUUGCCAGGGAUGGGAAGCACCUGCAAAUCGGUGGCUUGCAUGCAGAUUCUCCCAAUGAUCUGCUACGGGAAGCAGCCUACAAGAUUUUCCUUUACCCAAAUGCCAGGCAAUUGACAUGUUUGGAGGAAUUGCUCAGUAGUAGGAAUGAUUUGGCCCAGCUUGUUGGAUUCCCAACAUUUGUUCACAGAGCAUUGUUGGGGACCAUAGCUAAAACUCCAGAGACCGUAAUGUUAUUCCUUGAAAAAUUAUCCAGCAAAUUACGCCAGCGUACCUUGAAAGACUUUGAAAUGAUGGCAGAGAUGAAACUAAAGCUGAAUCCCACAAACCCCGGAAUUGAUGCCUUGGGACCCACCUUAUUAUGCAGGUGUUUUGCGUGCUGAGAGGUAUAAUAUAGAGCCAAGCUUAUAUUCACCAUUCUUCUCUCUUGGUGCCUGCAUGGAAGGAUUAAAUUCUCUUUUUAACCAACUCCUUGGCAUCUCUCUGUAUUCGGAGCAGCCAAAGAAGGGAGAAGUGUGGUCCGAAGAUAUCAGGAAGCUGGCGGUUGUACAUGAAAAUGAAGGCUUACUUGGUUAUAUUUAUUGCGACUUUUUUCAGCGGCCAGAAAAACCUCCACAGGACUGUCAUUUCACAAUUAGAGGAGGCCGGCUUAAAGAAGAUGGUGAAUAUCAGCUGCCUGUAGUGGUUCUCAUGCUUAAUUUCCCACAGUCCACCAAGAAUUUACCAACACUGCUAACUCCUGGUAUGAUGGAGAACCUCUUCCAUGAGAUGGGACAUGCCAUGCAUUCGAUGCUGGGCAGAACACGCUACCAGCAUGUCACUGGAACCAGAUGUGCUACAGAUUUUGCUGAAGUACCUUCUAUACUGAUGGAAUAUUUUGCUAGUGAUUAUCGGGUGGUAAACCAGUUUGCACGACAUUGCCAGACUGGACAGCCGUUAUCCAAACCAAUGGUAUCUCGUCUAUGCGAAUCUAAAAAGGUUGGUGCAGCUUCGGACAUGCAGCUUCAGGUUUUCUAUUCCAUGUUGGAUCAAGUAUAUCAUGGAGAGCACCCCCUCAAAAGCUCUACAACAGACAUUUUAAGGGAAACACAGGAGAAGUUUUAUGGAUUACCAUAUAUACCUCAUACAGCCUGGCAUCUGAGAUUUAGUCAUCUUGCUGGAUAUGGAGCCAAGUACUAUUCCUAUUUAAUGUCUCGGGCCGUUGCAUCCAUGGUGUGGAGACAGUGCUUCAUGAAAAACCCAUUUGACCGGGUGAUGGGAGAGCGCUAUCGCAGGGAGAUGCUGGCACAUGGUGGUGGAAAGGAGCCCAUGCUCAUGGUAGAAGGU